AUGGCCAACAUUCACACCCCCAUCCCAAAUCUCAAGCUCAAUGAUGGCAACUCGAUCCCUAUGCUGGGAUACGGCACCGGUACUGCGUGGUACAAGACUGGAGAUGAAAGCCAGCUCGAUCAGGCCUGUGUGGAUGCAACCAAGCUCGCCAUCGGACUAGGCUACUACCACCUCGACGGCGCCGAAGUCUACAAGACCGAACCCGAACUCGGCAUGGCCAUCAAAGACAGCGGAGUCGAGAGAUCCAAGCUCUUUGUCACCACAAAAGUCUUGCCCAGUAUCGCCGAUAUCCCUGCUGCCCUCAAGACCAGCUUGAAGAAGUUGCAAUUGGAGUAUGUGGAUUUGUACCUCAUUCAUGCACCUUUCUUUGGAAGCCCUGAGGAGUCUCCAGAGGCGUUGCAGCAGGCUUGGAAGGCUAUGGAGGAUAUGAAGGAGGCUGGAUUGACUCGCUCAAUCGGUGUCUCGAACUUUCUGCCUCAACACCUCGAAGCCAUCAUCAAGACAGCCAGAAUCCCUCCUGCCAUCAACCAGAUCGAAUUCCACGCUUACCUUCAACACCGCGAUCUCCUCACCUACCACAAGGAGAAGGGAAUCGCAACUCAAGCCUACGGACCCUUGACUCCCGCCACAAAGGCUGCUCCCGGACCUCUGGAUAAUGUACUUGCUGGUCUGUCCAAGAAAUACGCUGUUAGUGCUGGAGAGAUUUGCUUGAGAUAUUGUAUUGAUCAGGAUAUUGUUGCCAUCACGACUAGCAGCAAGGAACAGAGAUUGAGUGAUUAUUUGAGGGCAAUGACUUUUAAGCUUACGCCUAGGGAGGUCAAUGAUCUCAAUGAGGCUGGCUCACAGAAGCACUUUAGAGGGUUCUGGAACCACAAGUUUGCGGCUGAUGACAGAAGAUAG
Aureobasidium subglaciale EXF-2481 is the source of this 900-nucleotide messenger RNA. RefSeq lists its product as uncharacterized. The record is from RefSeq and is a predicted model, not a curated record. NCBI's taxonomy places the organism in Eukaryota, Fungi, Ascomycota, Dothideomycetes, Dothideales, Saccotheciaceae. The coding region runs from base 1 to 900 and encodes 299 amino acids. The transcript has a single exon. Gene Ontology annotation, molecular function: oxidoreductase activity, acting on NAD(P)H as acceptor.